AUGGCGGCUUCGAAAAACUUGGCAAAGCUGAGGUCUUUUCUGGGAAUGGUGAACUAUUUGGGGAAAUGCCUACCGAACAUCCACAGAUGGCAGAGGAAACCAAGCCACUCCGAGAUGUUCUACAUGGGAAUGCGAGGCUAUCGGAUCUCAGACUUCGUGCACUUGGAAAGCACGGACCUCCUGAUCAUCGUGCUCGUGUUGGCCGUCAUCGGACUCCUCUUCUGCGCUUUCGUCGUGCUGUUAGGGCUCAUCACCGUUGCCAACCGGUUCUUCGCCAGCUACGGCCAGCUCACUCGCCCUGCGGCGUGUAAUUGCGGCGACAACCUGCCCCACCGUCGUGACGACGGAAACGCCAUUGAUGUCAGCGUCCAUCCGACGGACACAACUGUUGCUGCCGGGGGACCAGCUUUGGUAGCCCCGCAUUAUAACGUUUCCCUCAUGCACCUGACUGAGACGCGUCGCCCUCCAGCACCGAGCUGUCCACCACCCCAAGGCUCCGUGAACUACCACUACCCAUCCCUGCAACACAUCAACCAGACAAGUCCAUCCGUCGUGGUGGAACCGGCUUGCUUCGCCAGGAACUGAGCCUGCUUCCGCAGUACUUCGGUUCCUUCUUACCUUAACCGUCAA
This is a messenger RNA of Ixodes scapularis (black-legged tick), 630 nucleotides long. RefSeq lists its product as uncharacterized. Bases 1 to 585 code for a protein of 194 amino acids. The record is from RefSeq and is a predicted model, not a curated record. NCBI's taxonomy places the organism in Eukaryota, Metazoa, Arthropoda, Arachnida, Ixodida, Ixodidae. The transcript is spliced from 5 exons.